Pimephales promelas (fathead minnow) is the source of this 963-nucleotide messenger RNA. The record is from RefSeq and is a predicted model, not a curated record. Lineage: Eukaryota; Metazoa; Chordata; Actinopteri; Cypriniformes; Leuciscidae.
AUGUCUGCGUUCGGAAUUGUAAUCCAAAAAAGCUUCUCAAUAACACUUUCUCUCUUAUCUCUUUUUUUUCCAUCCCAGAAAAGAGAGGACAACCAGACAGAUUCCAGACUCAGUCCUAAGAAGAGUGCAGAGCCCGCCAUCGACCUGUUAGGCCUUGAUGCACCCACAGCUAGCUCUGUCAGCAGCGGGGUAGGAACAGGCAGUGCAGUUCCAAUCAGUGAUGACUUGGACAUCUUUGGACCAAUGGUAUCCAAUCCUUUGCCCUCAAACACCAACACAAACCAGGUCAGUUCCAGUAAGGCAGCUGGGAGUGUUCAAGCCAGCUCUGCCGGAGGGGCUGUGGCAGGUGCGACGGCCACUGGAAGUUCUGCUCCAGCACAGGGAGAUCUGGACCUGUUCAGCGAAACCAGCGGGAGCAGCAAAGCAGAGGAAGCGGCCAAGAAACCUCUCUCCAAGGACUCCAUUCUCUCCCUGUAUGGCUCCAGCACCGUCCCACAACAGCCUGCACAAGCGACGGCGAUGUUCAUGGGCCCGUCUCAGAUGCAGUUCCCUGCGCAGCCACAGGGGAACUUCCAGGCUUUCCCCGGGAUGGGAGGAGCCAUGCCGCCUACUACCAUGAUGGGGGCUGUCAUGGGCCAGGGUGGCGCGAUGAUGGGCCAGAAUACGGGCAUGAUGGUUGGCAUGACGAUGCCUAACGGUUUCAUGGGCAACGCACAGCCGGGGGUGAUGGGCUUGGCUCCAGGCAUGAUGGGACCUCAGGGCAUGGUGGCCCCUCAAAACAUGUAUGCCAUGCAGCCAGGUCAGCAAGGACAGUGGAAUAUGGCACAGAUUAACCAACAGAUGUCUGGAAUGAACCUGAAUGGUUCCAGUGCUCCAAUGCCAUUUGGGCCACCUGGUGCCCCCAUGGGCGGCUGGGUGGCACCCCCAUCUGGUCAGACCCUCAGCACCCAGCUCUGGAAGUAA